UCGCAACCGAAUACCAAAACACAAAUGAUGCCAGUAUCACAAGAGAAAACCAACGACAAGAUACCAGCAAAAGUACACAAUCGGCAACAAGAGAGACCGAAUAUACUAAACUUGCCAAUACCGAAAGAUAUUAAUAUAAAGAUAUUGCCAAAAACAACGAAAAGGAAAAGCAUUGAUACGCAAACACAGAAUAAUAAAAGAAAAUCGAAUAUACCAGAAAACGAGAUAUUGCCAAUACCAAUACCGCAAGAAAAAAGCAGUUUGACCAUAGUGCCAAUACCACCAAUACCAUCUAAUAAUGUUAAGGUAUCGCCAGAGAGAAAAGACGGCGUCGAUAUGGCAACACAGUGCGAUGGAAAAGUGUUGCCAGUUAAGCCACCACAGCCGCCAAACAGGACUAUAGAUUGGGAAGAUCGAAUACCAAUGGAUGUUAUAUCUUUUAUGGAAACUACGGAACCAGCAAACGUUCCGAUGACCAUGACGAACAGCAGUAUGAAGGUAUACCAAAGAAGAUCGCCAUCAACCCGAAACGUUAACUAAGAUAUUAUUAAUAAACAUUCUCAUGUAUAAAAAACUAGCUGUUGCCCGCGACUUCGUC
Trichoplusia ni (cabbage looper) is the source of this 598-nucleotide messenger RNA. RefSeq lists its product as uncharacterized. Bases 25 to 540 code for a protein of 171 amino acids. NCBI's taxonomy places the organism in Eukaryota, Metazoa, Arthropoda, Insecta, Lepidoptera, Noctuidae. The transcript has 3 exons. The record is from RefSeq and is a predicted model, not a curated record.